This is a messenger RNA of Amphiprion ocellaris (clown anemonefish), 3880 nucleotides long. RefSeq lists its product as uncharacterized. The record is from RefSeq and is a predicted model, not a curated record. Bases 287 to 3037 code for a protein of 916 amino acids. The transcript is spliced from 8 exons. Lineage: Eukaryota; Metazoa; Chordata; Actinopteri; Pomacentridae.
GACUGAGUGAAUGGGACAUUGCUUAAUAUGAACUGUUUUGCUUCCUGAUGUUUUCCUGAUCAGUUUAAAGAGAGGAGAUGUGCACACUUGGACAUGUUAAAUAAUGCUGCUCUGAAUAUUGACAUUUUCUUAAUUAUUAUUUGUUACAUUAUUACAACUUUUAUUACUUUAAAGUUUACUUCACAUAAUAUCAGUGAAUAUCAGAGUGGAAUAAUCCAUUUUUUAAAAAAAGAAUAAUGAUAACUCUGAAGCUCCACAUGCUCAGUGAAUUUGAUUUCUCCUGAUUAUGUUUUUUUACCUACAGAUGGAGUGUGACUCAGACUUGUGUUCAUCAGAGAGUGAAUGCAGUCAGACAGGAUUGGACACAGAAUACCUUCCACCUCAGAGACCAGCACCAUCCAGUGAUGAGGAAGAUUUGAAAAGUGCAAGCCAAUCCAAGAAACGGUCCAGUGAAGAAGCGGUCAAAGGUUCAGACACAAGUUCAAGCAACAACGAUGAUGAACAAAGAGGCAAGUGUAGCUUGCAGAAGCAAAAGGAUCCAAAAACCAAUCUGAAAAGGAAGAAAAAGAAACAAAAUGGAAACCAAAAAGUUAAAGUGAAUGUAACUGUGACUGUAAAAACCUGUACAAAAAGAGAAGACAAGAAAAGAGUAUGGGACAAAAAGCAUUACUGCUUCUACUGUGGCAAACCAAAUAUAAAGAUGGCAAGGCACUUACAAAGAAAGCAUAUGGACCUGAAGGAUGUAGCAUAUGCCUUCAGCUUUCCUUCAGGAUCAAAAGAAAGAAAGGUUCUACUGGAACAACUGCGAAAUAAGGGUGACUUUAAGCACAAUGUCAAAGUUCUGGAAAAAGGCAAAGGUGAAUUAGUGACAUGGAAGCAGCCUUCUGAAAAGGCUUCUGUUCAGGACUACUUGCCUUGCUCUUUUUGUUUUGGGAUGUUUGCAAAAAAAGAUUUGUGGAGACAUCGGGCCUCUUGCAAAUGUAAAGAAUUAUAUAUGAAAGAAGACACAAAAAACACAAGAGGAAGAGUACAAAGUCAUGCUGCACGUCUGCUGCCAAUAGCAGCUUCUUCAAAUGGAUGUCAGGAUAUCAUCAACAACAUGCGACAAGAUGAUGUGUCUUUUCAUAUCAGGAGUGAUCCUUUGAUCUGCAGAUAUGGAGAGUCACUGUAUGCUAGACACGGCCGUAUGAGGUCCAGGCACCAGUACAUUUCACAAAGAAUGAGGGAACUCGGUCGAUUCACGUUGGCCGCCAAAAAAAUGGACAAGACUGUGAGGGGGCUGGAAGAUCUAUGUGCACCAUCCAAAUUUCAGCUUGUUGUCAGUGUAGCUAAGAGACUCACUGAGUUUAGUCCAGGCAAAAAUGAGUAUGGAAAGCCUUCAACAGCAGUCAGAAUUGGAUUUUGUCUGAAAGGGGCAGUGGAUGUCCUGAUUGGGCAGACUCUCAUCAAUGAUGAUGACCUGGCAGAGAAAAGGGCGAAAAAAUUCUUGGAACUUUUGGAAAAAAACUGGAAGAACAGUGUUUCUGUCAGUGCUCACCAAACCAUCCAAGAGAAGAGAUGGAACAAGCAAGAUGACAUCCCCCUCACCAAAAAUGUGAUGACUCUGAGGGAUUAUCUCAGGAUGGUGGAGGAAAAAGCGAGGGGGGAGCUGAUGCAGCAGCUGAGUCUAGCAGCGUACAAGGCAUUAAAUGAAGCGGUCCUGGCACAGGUUAUUGUCUUUAACAAGCGGCGUGAAGGGGAAGCAUCACGCUUGACUCUUGAAGCCUACAAGAAAGCCAGCGCAAGUCCUAUAAAUGAAGACAUUUAUGAAACACUGUCGCCAUUAGAGAAAGAGCUGAGCAAGUCACUAACACGCAUUGAAGUCCGUGGAAAAAGAGGAAGGAAGGUGCCUGUGUUCUUCACAGAUAGAAUGAAGGAAUCCAUUGACUUGUUGAUUAAAAUAAGAGAUGAAGCUGGAGUACCUGCUGAAAAUCCAUAUCUCUUUGCAAGACCUGGUGUGAACACAAACAUACGUGGAUGUGACUGUCUGCGAAAAUUCGCAGAGGAAAGCAAAGCAGAAAACCCUGAACUCUUGAGGUCAACUAAGCUACGAAAACAGGUUGCAACACUCUGUCAGCUUCUGGAUCUCAGCGAACAAGAGCUGGAACAAGUUGCAAGGUUCAUGGGCCAUGACAUCAGAGUACACCGCGACUUUUACAGACAGACUGACAAAACUUUUCAAAUUGCCAAAAUCAGUAAACUUCUGUUUGCCAUGGAACAAGGCACGGCCACCUUAUCGGGAAGGAACCUCGAUACACUUGAUCCUUCUGCUUGUGGUAAAAAUCCUGUACCGACUUCUGAAAGUGUCCAGCAGAGGAAGAGGAAACAUGGUGAAGAGGUGGAUGAAGAUGGAGGUUCUGACCUCUCAUCCCCCAAAAAGAGACAUGAGCCCUGCAGUGAGAAUGAGAAUUCACAUUUGGAUGAACUCUCAUCCCCUGAGAAGAGACGUGAGCCCUGCAGUGAGGACAGGAAUUCAGAUUUAGAUGAUCGGAGUCCAGAAACGAAGAAGAAGAGGGAAAAGAGAGGGAAACACACCAAGACUGUGGAAGCAACCGUUGUUGCAGUAGAUCAGAGUCCAGGAACAAGACAGAAAGCCUCACAGAAGAAGAAGAAGAUGAAGAAGAGAGGGAAACACACCAAGACUGUGGAAGCAACCGUUGUUGCAGUAGAUCAGAGUCCAGGAACAAGACAGAAAGCCUCACAGAAGAAGAAGAUGAAGAAGAGAGGAAAACAGAAUAAGUCUGUGGAAGAGGGUGUUCUGGAGAAACCUGUUUUAAAGGUGAAGAGACCGUGGAGUGACGCUGAAAGGAGUGCGGUACAUAAACACCUUUCCAAUUUUAUGGCAGAGCGACGAGUUCCAGGGAAAGAGCCCUGUCUGCAUUGUCUUAAAAAGGAGAGUGCCUUGGAUGGAAGAACCUGGAAGGACAUAAAGAACUUUGUGUACAACACAAUAGUAACUUUGAACCGCAGGUCUGUUCGGAAGAAACUGGCACUUUGAGGAUCUUCAGUGAUCAGUACAAUACAUGUUCUAGUUAUCAAUUUAAUAAUUAGCACUUUCAUGCUUGUUGAUGCUGUUUGGAUUGUUCUGCAUUUUUGUAGUUCAUGGCACUAAGGUGCUUGAAUGUGCAAUUAACAUUUAUUUACAGUCAGGCAAUUUCAAAAUGUUCACACAUUUUAUAUAACAAAUGCUUACUGAAGUAUUUCCAAGGCGAUACUGUAGGUUUUAUUUUGUCAAACUUUAAUGGCAUGGGAUGAACAAAAGCACCAGCUGAGUUUGAACUGACAGAAACAAAUAAAUACAUACAGUGCUGGUCACUGGAAUUUGCACAAUUACAUUGUGUCUUUGUGCACGUUUUAUGGUCACAAUAUUAGUAUGUAGCAUUAGAAUUCUGCUUGUCUAUUCUCCUCAAACUGAGCAACUCUUGUCUACAACAUUUAAACUUACACAUUAUUCAAUUAUUUGUCUGUGCUGUGAAAUUUAAAUAGUAGCAAAGUAUAAUUUAUUUAAAGUUUAUUUAAAGUAAUAAGGUAGUUCUAUGCUCUAACCAGAAAUGACCCCAACUGCACCCCCUGCUGGGCGAACCCCAUAGCACACCCUACAAAAAAGUCCUCACUUCAGUGGUAAUCUGUGAUUGACUAUACUGAUUUUUAUUCUUUGUUUUUUGAGGAAUCUGAGGUGAUAACUGGAAUCAGGGAGCCACCUACUGUCGAAAUGUAACAUUAAUUUCCCUCUAAGUAUAGCAGAAAGGGUGGUCCUCACUUCCUAGGUUAAUAUACACGGAUCUCACUUUGGUGCCCAUACAAGAAUGUGUGUGUGUGUGUGUGUGUGUGUGUGUGUGUG